Messenger RNA from Camelina sativa (false flax), 1390 nucleotides. RefSeq lists its product as uncharacterized. Lineage: Eukaryota; Viridiplantae; Streptophyta; Magnoliopsida; Brassicales; Brassicaceae. The record is from RefSeq and is a predicted model, not a curated record.
CUCUCUCACUCUCUCUCUCUGUAGCUGCUUCCAUGGCGGCGGAAUCAGAUUAUAGUACCAUAAAGAAGAGAAUGCGAUUUUCUUCUUCUUCUUCGUCAGUUCGGGAUACCACCACCUCUAAGAACCUUAUGGCAAGCAAAUUAAGGAAUCAUAGCAACCGCUCCACCACCGUUCGAUUUCCACCAGCUGUGUCUCACAUCGGAAACCGAUUUCUCACGGAUCUUCGUCACCAACAUGCGUCACCACCUCUCACUCUCAGCGAUAAAAUUGUUACUAAAAUGCCUCGGGUGUGUCCUCGUGUAACGGUGAGGAAUCUGUGUCUCAGACGCGUAUCCUCCUCCCCGAGUUCGAUUUCUAGUGAUUGGGAUUUUCAUGUGAAAGGGCAAAAUCAAACCAAGGAACUGAAUUUGGAAUCUCCUUGCGAUUCUCCCAAUUCUAACGUUGCGAUAAUAGGAAGCAAUGAUAUUAUACAAGUAGUGGAAUGCUCACAAACGACGCGACCGGAUUCAGAAAUGUUCACUAGUGUAGCAGGUUCUAUCAGCCAAGAGAUUGAUGGAGUCUCUGUGAAGAACGUCGGUGUCAAACUCGGCAGCAAAAUUAUUCGUUAUCCGGAAAAGAUUUUCAAGAAUCCUGGUUCUGUGAGUUAUAGGAGAUUGCUUCCUUACUUGACUGAAGCUGCAGAUGAUACUAGAGAUGCUGAUGCAGCUAAUGACCGACUCCCUCCUACCUGGUCUGCUUUGCUAUCUCCCAAUACCUUUGUUUCACCAUCAGCACAGAACAUACAUGGAAACAUUAGCCCUUUCAAGAAGAUGACUUCAUCUAGUGCCACCAAAACUCAUUUGUGUUCCAAGCGCAAGCUCUUUAAAGUGCCCGGUUCUGUUAAUUACAAAAGAAUGCUUUCAUAUCUUAGAGAUAGCUCGGAGGAUAAUCCUGGGACGACUGAAACCAGUAAACAUAUAGAUCCUCAGAAGAAUAUAGAAAAAAAUGCUCCAGCCAUUGAGAAUAAAGGGGCAGCAGCUGAAGCUAAAGAUUUGAAAACAUGCUCCAACAAUGUUGAGGCGCCACUCUCUGAUCCAGAUAACGAACAGGAAACUCUUCCGUUAGCUCAGUUUAGCUGUUAGAGUUGUUUAGUUAUAGAGAUAGUAACGAAGUCGUGUAUAUAGGUUUAAGCGUAUUUGACUUGUUUACGCAUAGAGCUUUUCCAUCUAAGGCACUUGUACGUCAAAGAAUGAAGACAACUCCUAGAUCAUAUGAACCUAUAUAGGUAACUAGGAUCAUCCACAUUAGACUUGUUAAUUCCUUUGUCUCCACAUUUUUCUGGUUGUACAACAUUAAUAGUGUCUUGUCUUUGUCUUUUUUCAAGCAUGUCAAAUUGUUGUUGUUUUCUGAU